UGAUAAACUUAUUAAAUAGAGUUUAUUUGCGUGUCUCUGUUUUGCAUUUGUUUUGAGCCUGCCUCGUGUCUUAAUACCUCCAAAACUAUGACAACAGCCACAGCAGAUAUAGCCCUGAUUGGGUUGGCAGUUAUGGGCAAGAAUCUGAUCAUGAACAUGAACGAUCAUGGCUUCACAGUCUGUGCAUUCAACAGGACUGUCUCGAAAGUAGAUGAGUUUCUGCAGAAUGAGGCGAAGGGAACUAAUAUCAUUGGCGCCACUUCACUUGCGGAUAUGGUGUCUAAGCUGAAGAGACCGAGGCGAGUGAUGUUGCUAGUGAAGGCGGGCUCAGCCGUGGAUGAUUUCAUCAAUAACCUCACAGCUCUGAUGGAACCAGGAGACAUCAUCAUAGACGGAGGCAACUCCGAUUUCAACGACUCAACCAGGCGCUGUAAGGAGUUAGCGGCCAAGGGCUUUCUAUACGUUGGAACUGGUGUUUCGGGCGGAGAGGAUGGAGCCAGAUAUGGACCCAGUCUGAUGCCGGGCGGAAACCCAGAAGCAUGGCCACACAUCAAAGACAUCUUCCAGUCUAUUGCGGCCAAGAGUGAGGGGGAGCCCUGUUGCGACUGGGUGGGGUCGGAGGGGGCGGGGCACUUUGUGAAAAUGGUACACAACGGAAUAGAAUAUGGAGACAUGCAGCUCAUCAGCGAGGCUUAUCACCUGUUGAAGUCAGUGUGUGGACUGUCUAAUGAUGAAAUCAGUGCAGUUUUUGAUGAGUGGAACAAGAGUGAACUGGAGUCAUUUCUCAUCGAAAUCAGUCGAGAUAUUAUGAAGUUUAGAGACACAGACAAUGUUCAUUUAGUAGAUAAAAUUCUGGAUUCAGCCAGUCAAAAAGGAACUGGAAAGUGGACCGGAAAAACUGGACUAGAUAUGGGAAUCCCGAUCACAUUAAUCGUAGAAGCAGUUUUUGCAAGGUGUCUAAGUUCGUUUAAAGACGAAAGAGUCAAAGCCAGUUUGCUACUCCAAGGACCAAAACCGAAAUCAGAGAAUGUAGCCAACCCCUUGGAACAUCACAAGAAACUGAUAGAUUCGAUUAAGUUGGCACUGUAUGCUUCCAAGAUCAUUUCGUAUGCUCAGGGAUUCAUGUUGAUGCGAGCUACUAGUCAGGAGUAUGGAUGGACGCUAAACAUGGGAGGUAUCUCUCUGAUGUGGCGAGGAGGCUGCAUCAUCCGCAGUGUGUUUCUGGGUAGGAUCAAAAAGGCAUUCACCACCAACCCCACGCUAGACAAUCUACUCCUCGACGACUUCUUCAACCAGGAGGUUGCCAGGAGUCAAUUGAGUUGGAGGGAGGUGUGCUGCACCGGAAUUAUGAAUGGAGUACCCAUGCCUGCAUUCUCAUCAGCUUUGGCUUUCUACGACGGAUACAGGUGUGACAAACUACCCGCCAAUCUCCUACAGGCUCAGCGGGACUACUUUGGUGCGCACACUUACGAACUUCUAGACUCCAGAGGACAAUUUCAUCACACUAACUGGACGGGACAUGGGGGAACUACAUCUGCGUCUACCUACAAUGUUUAAGGAGAGCGGUGGAACAGAAAUCACGUGAUGAAGAUUGAGGGAUCAUUUGAACGAUGAAUGAAGUUUUGACUUGUCACGACUAAUCUUAUUACGGAAUAAACAUAGAAAAUUGUAAUAUGACAGGCAACGAAAGUUCUAUCAGGUUUCUGAACUUUUUUGUUCUGAUCUUUCUCAAAGAGUAAUGGGCUUCUAAAAACAAAAAAUGACCCAAACUAUAAAAGUUGGUUAAAGACUUAAAAUAUUUCAAUGGAAAAUUCACAAACUCGUCCUAACGAUCGGUUUUGUUUCUUUUCGUUUUUCUCAGAAGAAAAUCUUGAUUUCAUAUAAGUUUUUGGUUCACAAUAAACAAACUUUUGCUGCCUUUUUGUAUCAGCAUUGACCGAGUAAUCGUUGAUGAAUUGUUUAAUAAUUGGAUGUGAAUUGUUUGCUACUGUACUGAGAGGCAAAUGUUUUGCUGAUUUCCAACGAUAAUUAAGUUUGCUAUAUAGACAGUUUAUAUUUCCAGAAUAUAUUUGUUUUCCCAUAACAAUAAAAUAAUUUUCAGCUGA
Molecule: messenger RNA, 2105 nt
Organism: Symsagittifera roscoffensis
Lineage: Eukaryota; Metazoa; Xenacoelomorpha; Acoela; Convolutidae
Product: 6-phosphogluconate dehydrogenase, decarboxylating-like
Exons: 13
Coding region: 88-1557 (489 amino acids)
Biological process (GO): pentose-phosphate shunt; pentose-phosphate shunt, oxidative branch
Cellular component (GO): cytosol
Molecular function (GO): NADP binding; phosphogluconate dehydrogenase (decarboxylating) activity
Source: RefSeq, a predicted model, not a curated record